Sinocyclocheilus rhinocerous is the source of this 1250-nucleotide messenger RNA. Its product is annotated as dual specificity testis-specific protein kinase 2. The coding region runs from base 245 to 1237 and encodes 330 amino acids. The record is from RefSeq and is a predicted model, not a curated record. Gene Ontology annotation, cellular component: nucleus; cytoplasm. The transcript is spliced from 10 exons. Gene Ontology annotation, molecular function: protein serine/threonine kinase activity; ATP binding. NCBI's taxonomy places the organism in Eukaryota, Metazoa, Chordata, Actinopteri, Cypriniformes, Cyprinidae. Gene Ontology annotation, biological process: protein phosphorylation; actin cytoskeleton organization.
ACGCUUCUUGACUUGAGCUCUGCGCGCGUUCUGUGCUUGUGUACAGCAGAACGCAGUGGCGCGCGGAUCAGCGGGAAUAUGCGCACUGAACUGCACGCCUGUCCGCGACAGAAGCCUUCACAGCAGAGUAGAUGUACCAGCAACAUCUAAGGCACGAUUUCGCAGGAAGCUGCCAGAAAGAAUUUUGAGGGAGGCAGGUGGAUUUAGGCAGUCGCAGGAAGCUGACCAUCACCACCUCCUCGUGAUGCACAUGAACAGCUUGUUGAACCGAUGGAAUGAGAUCUCCAAGAUGUGUGAGGUGGACGACACUCCAGAACCGGUCAGUCCCACUCUGCUCAAUGAGUCCACAGACACCUACUGGCAGACCGACUGCUGGCACCGACUCCGCACCACCGUCCGUAAACUAGAGUUCUGGGAAGACUUCAGCGCAGAACUUAUCGGAACCGGCUUCUUCUCCAAGGUCUACAAGGUGAUACAUGGCACCACGAAGAAGGUGAUGGUAGUGAAGAUCUAUAAGAAUGACGUGGAUCAGAACAGCAUCGUGAGGGAGAUCAGUCUACUUCAGAAACUCUCCCACCCGAACAUAGUGAGGUACCUGGGGAUUUGUGUCAAGGAGAACAAGCUGUAUCCAAUUCUCGAGUAUGUGAGCGGAGGCUGUCUGGAGGAGCUGCUGGCCAGGCAUGACGUCAACCUCUGCUGGAGAGAGAAGAUCGAACUGGGCUGUGAUAUUAGCCGAGGAAUGACCUAUCUCCACUACAAGAACAUUUACCACAGAGAUCUCAACUCUAAGAACUGCUUGAUCCGUGUGACCUCGCGUGGCAGGGAGGCCGUGGUCACUGAUUUCGGGCUGGCCAGAGAAGUGGGGGAUCUGCCUGCAAAAGACCCCGACAGGAAGUUGUCUCUGGUGGGGUCGGCCUUCUGGAUGGCCCCUGAAAUGCUUAGAGGAGAGCCGUAUGACCGCAAGGUUGAUGUCUUCUCUUUUGGGAUCAUGUUGUGUGAGAUCUUAGCAAGAAUCCCUGCCGACCCAGAGGUGCUGCCCAGGACGCAGGACUAUGGGCUGGAUGUGGAAUCGUUCAGAGAGCUGGUGCAGGGCUGCCCAGAGCGGGUUCUGGAACUCUCUGCCAGCUGUUGUCAGAUGGAUGCAUUCCGAAGACCUUCCUUCUCUGAGCUCCUGGAUGAGCUAGAGGACAUCGCUGAGACCCUAGAGCCACCAGACAACAACCUAACCACAGGGUGACCUCCACAAAUAC